Molecule: messenger RNA, 8339 nt
Organism: Electrophorus electricus (electric eel)
Lineage: Eukaryota; Metazoa; Chordata; Actinopteri; Gymnotiformes; Gymnotidae
Gene: nrxn2b
Product: neurexin 2b
Source: RefSeq, a predicted model, not a curated record
CGGCAGCGGGAGCGUUCGCAUGUGCUGCAGUCUGCUCGGCUCCGCGCUCUCUGGAUACAAGCCGAGCGCACGUCUCGCUUCAACUGGAACCGCGGAAAGGAUCGUAGCGGAGAAGGCGCGUUUGAAAGGAGCCUCGGGGCCAGGACAAUGUGAGAAUCAGGAGGGAAGGAGAUCUUUUGUGGAAGAGCUGCUCUUGGGGAAACAAAAAGAACAUCAAGAAGAAGCAGGGCGAGGUGACAGAGAGCAAUGAACCAUAGAACGCCAGGUAGCUGAGACUCGGGAAGAAGAUAUUCCUUUAUCUCCACCCUCUUACUUCCCUUCCUUCCUGAAGAGGCCGCUCAGGGUUUGAUCAGAGCCAAGCUGAGCACACACACUCACUCACACACUCUCUCACACACACACACACACUCACACAUCGACCGAUGGAGAGUCAGAUGAGAGCAGCGUGAAUGUCCAAAAAAGAUUCAGAGAGUGACAUAGGAGCAGAAAACAAAGGAAACAAAAACACCCAAACGCCGACGGACAUUACGGCGGAGUAGGCGAGGUUGGGAUUAAGGCCCCUUACCGUAAUCCUCACCGUAAUCUUUACCGUAAUCUUUACCAUAAUCCUCACCGUAAUCCUUACCAUAAUCCUUACCGUAAUCCUUACUGUAAUCUUUACCGUAAUACUUACCAUAAUCCUUACCGUAAUCUUUACCAUAAUCCUUACCAUAAUCCUUACCAUAAUCCUACCAUAAUCCUACCGUAAUCCUUACCGUAAUCUUUACCAUAAUCCUUACCAUAAUCCUUACCAUAAUCCUACCGUAAUCCUUACCGUAAUCUUUACCAUAAUCCUUACCGUAAUCCUUACCAUAAUCCUUACCGUAAUCCUUACCAUUACGCCGUCCCUGCUGUGAGACGAGACUCUGUUAAGACUACCAUAGCUCCCAGUAAACACAUCGCACAGACGCACCAACACCGGCUGCGGACCUCGGCCGCCCGGCACCCGCGCGGUAGAGCCGUCCAGAACCGGCAGGAUGAUGAGGGAAGGCGGGUGUCUUCGGUGGCCUGCGCUGGGCGUGGCCUGCGCUGCGCUCCUUCUCUUAGGGGCGGGGGCUCUGGAGUUCGGGCGUGCGCCGGGCCAGUGGGCACGCUACGGCCGCUGGGAGGCAGGCUCUGCAGGCGAGCUGAGCUUCAGCCUGAAGACCAACGUGAGCAAGGCGCUCGUCCUCUACCUGGACGACGGCGGUAACUGCGACUUCCUGGAGCUGCUGGUGGCCGACGGGCACCUGCGACUUGCGCUUCCAUUCCACUGCGCCGAGCCGGCGAGCGUGCGCUCCGAGACACUCGUCAACGACGACCGCUGGCACAUGGUCCUGCUCACGCGGAACUACCGCGAGACGGUCCUGAUGGUGGACGGCGAGACCGGGGCAGCCGAGGUGCGCUCCAAGCGGCGAGAGAUGGCAGUGGUGAGCGACCUGUUCGUGGGAGGCAUUCCCCCCGACGUGCGGCUCUCUGCCCUCACCUCCAGCACUGUGAAGUACGAGCCGCCCUACCUGGGCCUGAUCGCCAACCUGAAGGUGGGUGAGGUGCCCCCCACCCUGCUGAACAGUCAGGGCAUUCAGAGUGACCUGGAGUACGUCUGCAGCACGCAGAACCCCUGUCUCAACGGCGGCGUCUGUGUCAUCCAGUUCGGGGAGAUGCACUGCGACUGUUCGCACACACGCUUUCGAGGAAAAUACUGCAAGGAAGAACAGUUCUCCGUGGAAGGUCUGGCGCACCUGACACUAAGCAACCAAGGUGACACAUCCCAAGUGGCAGGUAAAGAUGAUUCGGUGGCUACCUUCAAAGGCAACGAGUUCUUCUGCUACGACCUGUCCAUGACGCCCAUCCAGAGCAGCACGGAUGAGAUCACGCUGUCCUUCCGUACGCUGCAGCGUAACGGCUUGAUGCUGCACACGGGCAAGUCGGCCGACUACGUGAACCUGUCGCUGAAGAGCGGCGCCGUCUGGCUCGUCAUCAACCUGGGCUCCGGGGCCUUCGAGGCGCUGGUCGAGCCCGUCAACGGCAAGUUCAAUGACAACGCCUGGCACGACGUCAAGGUCACGCGGAACCUGCGUCAGCACUCAGGCAUUGGACACGCUAUGGUGACCAUCUCAGUGGAUGGUAUCCUGACCACCACUGGCUACACCCAGGAGGACUACACCAUGCUGGGCUCCGAUGAUUUCUUCUACAUCGGCGGAAGCCCCAAUACAGCUGACCUGCCUGGCUCACCAGUCAGUAACAACUUCAUGGGAUGCCUCAAAGAUGUCAUUUACAAGAACAAUGACUUCAAGCUGGAGCUCUCCCGGCUGGCGAUCGAGCGCGACCCCAAGAUUAGUGUCAACGGUGACCUGGUGUUCCGCUGUGAGGAUGUGGCUGCUUUGGACCCUGUGACCUUCGAGACGCCCGAGUCCUACAUCUCUCUGCCACGCUGGGACACCAAGAAGACCAGCUCCAUCUCCUUCGACUUCCGCACGACGGAGCCCAGCGGGCUGCUAUUGUUCAGCCACGGCAGACCCCACGGGGGCAAGGAACAGCGUCCCGGCCGUGAGCUGAAGACAGACUACUUUGCCAUGGAGCUGCUGGAUGGGUUCCUCUACCUGCUCAUGGACAUGGGCUCAGGCAGUGUGAAAAUCAAGGCCAGCAACAAGAAGGUGAAUGACGGAGAAUGGUGCCAUGUGGACUUCCAGAGAGAGGGGAGGAAAGGAUCUAUCUCAGUCAACAGCCGUACCAUGCCCUUCAACUCCAAUGAGGGCAGUGAGAUUCUGGACCUGGACAGUGAUAUGUACCUGGGAGGCCUCCCUGAGACGCGGCAGGGCCUGGUUCUGCCCCCGGAGGUUUGGACGGCCCUGCUUAACUACGGCUACGUGGGCUGUGUGCGUGACCUCUUCAUCGACGGCAAGAGCCGCGAUGUCCGCCGCCUGGCUGAGAUCCAGAGUGCGCCUGGUGUCAGCAGCUUCUGCACCCGGGAGCUCCAGAAGAGAUGCAGCAGCACCCCCUGUGGCAACGGAGGAGUGUGCAAGGAAGGAUGGAACAGAUACAUUUGUGACUGCAUGGGGACCGGAUACCUCGGCAGCAACUGUGAGAUAGAGGCUGCAGUGUUGAGUUAUGAUGGUAGUAUGUAUCUGAAGAUCAUCCUCCCAGUGUCCCUGCACACGGAGGCGGAGGACCUCACCCUUCGCUUCAUGUCCCAACGCGCCUACGGCCUCCUGGUGGCCACCACCUCCAAAGAGUCAGCGGACACCCUGCGUCUGGAGCUGGAUGGGGGCCGCGUCAAGCUCACCGUUAAUCUGGAUUGUAUCAGGAUAGACUGUAACCUCAGUAAGGGGCCUGAAACUCUGUUUGCUGGUCAGAAGCUCAAUGACAAUGAGUGGCACUCUGUGAAAGUUGUGCGCAGAGGCAAAAACCUGCAGCUCUCCGUGGAUAACGUCACUGUCGAAGGCCAGAUGACCGGCGCCCACACCCGCCUGGAGUUCCACAACGUGGAGACGGGCAUCAUGACCGAGAGGCGUUUCAUCUCCAUAAUCCCGUCCAACUUCGUAGGGCACCUGCAGGGUCUGGUGGUGAAUGGCGUGCCUUACCUGGACCAGUGCAAGAACGGAGACAUCUCCUACUGCGAGCUGAACGCACGCUUUGGCCAGCGCCGCAUCAUCGCCGACCCCGUGACCUUUAGGAGCAAAGGCAGCUACCUGGCACUGGCCACACUGCAGGCCUACGCGUCCAUGCACCUGUUCUUCCAGUUCAAGACCACCAGUACAGACGGGCUCAUCCUCUACAACAGCGGUGAUGGAAGUGACUUCAUUGUAGUGGAGCUGGUGAAGGGGUACAUCCACUACGUGUUUGACUUGGGCAAUGGACCAUCUCUGAUGAAGGGCAACUCAGACAAGCCUCUUAACGAUAACCAGUGGCACAGUGUGGUGAUGUCCCGUGACACCAGUAACAUGCACACGCUCAAGAUCGACUCGCACACUGUCACCCAGCACUCCAACGGAGCCCGCAACCUGGACCUCAAAGGAGAGCUGUACAUCGGUGGUGUGGGCAAGACCAUGUAUAACAGUCUGCCCAAGCUGAUAGCAUCCCGUGACGGCUACCAGGGCUGCCUGGCGUCCGUCGACCUGAAUGGGAGAUUGCCAGACCUGAUCGCAGACGCCCUCCACAGAGUGGGCCAGGUGGACCGAGGAUGUGAUGGACCCAGUACCACCUGCACGGAGGACUCCUGCCAUAAUCAUGGGGUGUGUCUGCAGCAGUGGGAGGGCUUCUCGUGCGACUGCACCAUGACGUCCUAUGGAGGCUCAUACUGCAGCGAUCCUGGGACCACCUACAUCUUUGGGCGUGGAGGAGCCCUCAUCACCUACACCUGGCCACCCAAUGACCGGCCGAGUACGCGAGCCGACCGGCUGGCCGUGGGCUUCAGCACGCAGCUCAAAGAGGCCAUGCUGGUGCGGGUGGAGAGCGCCAAGGGACUGGGAGACUACCUGGAGCUGCACAUAGAGCGAGGAAAGAUUGGGGUCAUAUUCAACGUGGGAACAGAUGAUAUUGCUAUUGAGGAGAGUGGGGUGGUGGUGAGUGACGGCAAAUACCACGUGGUGCGUUUCACGCGGAGCGGAGGCAACGCCACGCUGCAGGUGGACAAUCAGCCUGUGAUUGAGCGCUUCCCCUCAGGUCGGCAGCUCACGAUUUUUAACAGCCAGGCAUGUAUUAAGAUUGGUGGUGGAGAGAAGGGCCGUCAUUUCCAGGGUCAGGUCUCAGGCCUCUACUACAACGGCCUGCAGGUCCUGAAGCUGGCAGCCGAGGGCGACCCCAACGUGCAGGUGCAGGGGAACCUGCGCCUGGUGGGGGAUGUGCCCUCCGUCCUGAACACGGACACCACCUCCACUACACCACUGGCAGACAUGUCCACCACAAUCAUGGAGACCACGACAACCAUGGCAACCACCACCACCCGCAAACAGCGCUCCCCCACAAUGAGAGACAGUGUGACGCAGAACACGGAUGAUCUGCUAGUUGCAUCAGCAGAAUGUCCCAGUGAUGAUGAAGAUCUAGAGGAGUGUGAACCUGGUGGAGGUGAACUAGUGUUGCCCAUUAUAACCGUGGAUUCCUUAGAUCCACCUUCAACACGUUACCCAGUACUCCCUCCUCCCCCAACCUACCGGCCCCUCCUCACACUGCUCGAGACCACCAAAGAGUCUCUGUCCCUGCCCCCUGGCCGUGGUCCCUGUCCCCUCGACCAAGAGGACUGUGAGGAGGCUGUGGAGGUCUCAGCUUAUGGCUCAGGCGAGAUGACCGAGUCGGACGACGAGGACUAUUAUAAAAACUUACCCCUCGUCACUGACCGGACAGUGCUCCCUCCACCUCCGGCGGCCGCGGCCGAGAACACCCGCGGUGACCGACAUUUCUCCCGCCUCCCCAACUCCCACCGGCCACCGCUCACGUCCACCCCCACAGCACGUCCCGACCAGCUGGCCCGACUCAAACCUGGCAACAGUGGCCCCAAUAUCCCGGCUGGCAAAAUGAACACCCGGGACCAGGUGCUCCUGCCUCCGGCUCAGCCGUCCGGGGAUCCAGAGCUAGGCGUGAGACAUAGACACAUCCCCGACAUAACCUACCCUCCCAAUUUCCCCCAUGUCCCCACCACAGACCCCUCAUCCCCAGACCGAGGGCCCCCUGGAGCGGUGGAGGUGAUCCGAGAGUCCAGCAGCACCACGGGGAUGGUGGUGGGCAUCGUGGCAGCGGCGGCCCUCUGUAUCCUCAUCCUCCUCUACGCCAUGUACAAGUACCGCAACCGUGACGAGGGCUCCUACCAGGUAGACCAGAGCCGCAACUACAUCAGCAACUCGGCCACGCAGAGCAACGGUGCAUUGGUGAAGGAGAAACAGCAUAGCAGCACCAAGACUGGCACCAAGGGCAAGAAGAACAAAGACAAGGAGUACUAUGUUUGAGCUCAGGUGUGACAGGAGCACAGGUAGAGGAAAAGAAGAGAGAGAGAGGGAGGGAAGGGGGGCAAGACUGGGAGACCAGGCAGUUUUCCAUACUUUCCGAUCUCAUAUUUUGAGCAGUUUGAUUCCUCUGCUUUUUCACAAUUUCUGGUCGUUGUCUUCAUCCCCAAAACAAGCUGAACGUAAGGGGUCAGAGAGAGAGAGCGACUUUUCUCCCUCUAUCCCUCUACUGGGUGACCGAGAAGUGAAAUUUGUUUCUCUUCCAUUCCACCUUUUCCACACUCUUUUUGGCUUUUUGUAAGUACCACAUCAGUCUCGGGUCUUUAAGGUCAGCACCUAACUUGGUGUUGCGACACCUGUUUGUGCCGAGCUGAGAGGAGUUGUCUGUUCAAAACCUUACUGGUGAGUUUAGCUGUACCUGAUGUUUACAGUUUCCACUCCAAAGACUCUUAAGUCUUGGACAUUUUUCAAAAUUUUUGCAGACAAAAGUCACAGUAAUUGGUGUAGAUGAUAUUUGACAGAUGGAGACCAGAUAUUUCUACCAUGCCAGUCAGAAAUACUGCCACACCCACUCUGUUAAAUCUUCCUCUCUCUUCCUCUGCCUCUCUCUGUGCUGCAGGUAUUCACAUCUUACUUCUCUCUCUCUUCACUCCUUUAAUCUCUCUCUCUUCACUCCUUUAAUCUCUCUCUCCAUCUUUGGCUUUGCCGCUCCUCUCCUUGUCUGCAGUACUAAGGAGCCUGAUGAGAAAUAACUCCUGCUGUGUUUCAAGCAUGUAGUAUUCAUAAACAAAAAAGUGACAAAAACUGUUUGUGGAGUUCAAAAAUAUAUAUACAUCAAAAAAGUUGCAAAGCGACUAAGUAGAGAAAUGUGAGAACCACUCAACAUCCAUGGUUGCUCCACCUACAAGCUCCAAGGCCAAACCAGUGGCUCUCCUUCAUACCGCCAGAUAUGGACACGAUUUCUGGGGUUUCUCACUGAACCCUGUUGGGGAUUCUGAUAACUGCUCUAUAUGUGAAGAACAAAAACAAACAUCUCACUGCAGCAAACUGACUUUGUUCUAUAUAAAUAUAUAUAUUAUAGACAUUUGAGAAACACAAGGACCUCAGAGAAAGGGAAUGGAAUGUGACUGCUGGUUGAAACAUCCGUCCACUGCAGUGAGGUGGUAGCGGACCACUGCAGUGAGGUGGUAACGGACCACUGCAGUGAGGUGGUAGCGGACCACUGCACUGAGGUGGUAGCGGACCACUGCACUGAGGUGGUAGCGGACCACUGCAGUGAGGUGGUAGCGGACCACUGCAGUGAGGUGGUAGCGGACCACUGCAGUGAGGUGGUAGCGGACCACUUGGUGUUUGAUGUGAUUCACUCCCCCUCGUCGCCUCCCUGUGCAUUUCUGGAACAAACCCCAUUCAACACAUCUGUGGAAAAGAAAAAGAAACCCUGCAGAAAUAAUGGAACAGAUCCUAUGGAGCAGAGUGCUUGAACCUUUUGUUUGUUUUUCUUUUAUAUUUUGUCAUAAACAAAAAGGAAGAUUAAAUUAUAGAAACAGUGAGUCCUGUUGCUUUGGCAACAAGGAAUGAUGGAGGUUCUGGAAGCGUGUUCUGACUCGUACAGGAGGCAAAGCGGUACUGUAUCAGUGUGAACGUCUAAUGGCCGUUAAUAAACCAAUAAAUAGACCAACAGCAGCACGACAGCCGAGGAUGAGGACCUGUUAAUCUGAGGAUUUUGGACUCUAGUAUUCAGAUUUUCUCAGCUCAACUAAACAAUGAAAAGAAAUCAAAAAAUAUUUUAAAAAAAAGUUUGUGAAAUGUCUAAAUAUUUGAACCCACUCCCACUGCUAAGAUUAAAACAUGUUUUCCCUUAAAACCCUCUUUGGAGAAAAAAUGAAACAAAUUGAUAUAUUCAUCUUUUGUUCAUUUGUUGAAAAGAGAAAAAUGUAAUCUGGUUUACAAAACAAAUAUUACCUUAACAAAAGUGGGUUUUUCUCAUCAGAAUAGCACAGUCAUCUGCAUCACAGUGUCUGUCUAAGUUUUAGAUGAUUGUCUCUCCAGACCGUAACCCUCCACUCCUCUCUUUUAGUCCUGCGGUUUUUGCUUCUCUGUUGCUCUGAGAACUUGUCAGAGAGGCAAGUGUGUGUGUCUGUGUGUGUGCAUGCGUGCGUGCAAGUGUGGGUGUGUACGUGUGCGUGCGUGUCUGUGUGCAUGCGAGUGUGUGUGGUUCACCAUUGUCAUGAUUUCUGCUGGCGUCUGGUCUUGAUGCUCCACUGCUGAGACGCCCCAACACCUCCCUGUUCUUUCUAAAUGUUCUUGUAAAGUGUUCCAGUGAGAUGAACAUAAAUAUGUGUAUAUUAACAGAAGGGAAUACAAUUGGUUAUACACUUCUUA